Molecule: messenger RNA, 1240 nt
Organism: Notothenia coriiceps (black rockcod)
Lineage: Eukaryota; Metazoa; Chordata; Actinopteri; Perciformes; Nototheniidae
Gene: imp4
Product: IMP U3 small nucleolar ribonucleoprotein 4
Exons: 9
Coding region: 146-1021 (291 amino acids)
Biological process (GO): rRNA processing
Cellular component (GO): Mpp10 complex; nucleolus; small-subunit processome
Molecular function (GO): snoRNA binding; rRNA primary transcript binding
Source: RefSeq, a predicted model, not a curated record
GCUUGAAACUCGGGCUUUUAUUUUGAAAAGCUUUGAAAUCAGUAUCGAGCGUUCUCAUUGGCUCCUCUGUCAGCCAAUGAAGAAAGCCCUUGUACGAAUGCCCUGCUUUCUCCAUGUGAGAAGUGCUACAUGCUAAAUAAUCAUCAUGCUUCGUCGAGAAGUAAGACAGCGUCGAGAGUACCUGUACAGAAAGGCCCAGGAGGACCGGCUCCGCACCAUCGAGGAGAAGAAGCAGAAGCUCAAGGGAGCACUUGAAGAAAAUCGUCUCCUCCCAACUGAAGUACGCAAAGAUGCCCUGGAGCUGCAGAAACUACUGGAGUACGACGAUGAAGGAGCAGAAGGUGUCAGCUCACACAUGGAUGAUGAGUAUAAAUGGGCCGGAGUGGAAGAUCCUAAAAUCCUGGUGACCACCUCCAGAGACCCCAGCUCCAGACUCAAAAUGUUCUCCAAGGAGAUAAAGCUGAUGUUUCCUGGAGCCCAGCGCAUGAACAGAGGAAACCACGAGAUGAACGCACUGGUCGGCGCCUGCAAAGCCAACAACGUCACUGACCUCGUCAUCAUACACGAAACCAGAGGAAACCCAGACGCCCUGGUGGUGUGCCACUUGCCUUUUGGACCCACGGCAUACUUCACCCUUUACAACGUGGUAAUGAGGCACGAUGUUCCCGACAUCGGCACCAUGUCUGAGGCCUACCCCCACCUCAUUUUCAACAACUUCUCCUCCCGCCUCGGCACCAGGGUAUCAAAUAUCCUCAAGUAUCUCUUCCCGGUGCCAAAGGAGGACAGUAGGCGGGUCAUCACGUUCUCCAACCAAGAGGACUUCAUCUCUUUCAGACAUCACACCUACAAGAAAACAGACCACAAGAACGUGGUACUGACUGAAGUCGGACCCAGGUUUGAAAUGAAAUUGUAUAUGAUCAAACUGGGCACCCUGGAGAACGAGAGUACGGCGGAUGUGGAAUGGCGUCACCAUGCAUACACACACACAUCCAAGAAGAGGAGGUUCCUCAGUGUGCAAUAAAAAUAGUAAUAAAGCAAACCGUUGUACAAAACUGUGCUUUCUGGACUAUGUUUUAUUCCAUUCUUCAAAUAUGGUGUUUUUUAAAUGACAAGUGAGUGAGGGUUUCACACAGUCAAACUGCAUCGUAUUCAUCAAGACUAACAGUCAUUUUCAAAACCAAAUUCAAAAUGUUAUAACUGUUGUACUAUUUUAAAAAUAAAAUGUGUAUCUUUACAUUUA